AUGUAUAUGUUGUGUGUUUUAGGACUAUUCCCGGGGUCAUGUUGCAAGGAUAAUGCUAGUAAAGUGGAUGGCAGGUGCAUUGAAAGCAAUACCUGGGAUAAGGGCUGCACUAAAGCCCUAAUCGACUACAUGAAGCUAUAUCUCGGAAGUUUAGGCUAUAUAGCCAUCGGUGUGGCUGUGGUGGAGAUCCUGAUCGUCAUAUCUGCCUGUUGUCUGUCCCGUGAGAUCAACAAUAAAUACGCCACGUAUUCCAACCCCAAGGCCCGGGCCUAA
Molecule: messenger RNA, 273 nt
Organism: Oppiella nova
Lineage: Eukaryota; Metazoa; Arthropoda; Arachnida; Sarcoptiformes; Oppiidae
Source: the annotation of a GenBank genome assembly